AUGGAAGAGUUUGAUAAAGAUAGAUCCAAGGAGAGCAAAGAUAGAUCCAAGGAGGAAGAAGAAUUGCCUGGGGCGAAAGUGCACAAGAUCUUGAAAGGCAGGAGAUAUCUCCUUGUAAUGGAUGAUAUUUGGAGCACAGAUGCUUGGGAUGAUGUAAGACUUAUACUUCCCGACGAUGGUAAUGGAAGCCGAAUCAUAUUAACGACAAGAGAAACUGAUAUGGCUGCUUAUGCCUGUCGUUUGAGCUGUCCCCACAAGAUGCGUUUCAUGGAUGAGGCUCAGAGUUGGAAUCUACUUCAGCAGAAGGUGUUUGCACAUCUAGAUUGCCCUCCGGAGUUGGAGAACAUUGGAAAGGAGAUCGUGAGAAGCUGCAAAGGGCUGCCACUCGCAAUCGUGGUGGUUGCAGGGCUCCUAUCCACGGUCAGCUGUUAG
Molecule: messenger RNA, 432 nt
Organism: Salvia miltiorrhiza (redroot sage)
Lineage: Eukaryota; Viridiplantae; Streptophyta; Magnoliopsida; Lamiales; Lamiaceae
Product: putative late blight resistance protein homolog R1A-10
Exons: 1
Coding region: 1-432 (143 amino acids)
Biological process (GO): defense response to other organism
Molecular function (GO): ADP binding
Source: RefSeq, a predicted model, not a curated record